Molecule: messenger RNA, 601 nt
Organism: Aplosporella prunicola CBS 121167
Lineage: Eukaryota; Fungi; Ascomycota; Dothideomycetes; Botryosphaeriales; Aplosporellaceae
Exons: 1
Coding region: 100-444 (114 amino acids)
Source: RefSeq, a predicted model, not a curated record
UACAGCAUAAUGCCAGUGGCGAGACCGCAAAUACGACCGCCCUUAAUCUUACUGCGCGCCAUCUAGUACUAAAACGACGCAGCCAAUGAUCGGGGGGAAAUGGUCUGUAGGGGCGCUCUUGGCGCAGCCAUGUUCCUAACGUCAGUCACUGUCUGUACAGGUUAUAUCUACAUGUUUGUUUGCCAGGGACAUGCACGUGGUAGGGAACUACAUACGCGUGUACAAUUAGGCAAUCCUUGCAGGGGAUAUGUGCAUCCUCCGCAUCCAUUCUGUUAUGAAGGCCGCUUUGUCCACGCCGGACAGGGCGGGACCCCCCCAAACGGGCAGGCGGGAGAGCGCUCAGAGGAAAGACCAAACGGUCGCUCGCAAUGUCCCUUGAUUCUCUACUGCCACAAACUAGGCCUGAUACAGCAGAUCGCUGGAGCUUUGCCCGGCCGUUCGUAAGGGGCGGCUGAGCGAAUGAUCAAAGCUUCGUCUUGGUAACCCCCACUUUACGCUCGACGAUGGAGUAAAGAUCACCCAAAUCAGCCUCGCCCGCUGCCAUUCAGCCUCAACCCAUCCCAACUCCCUCAUAAAUUACUACGCUAAAAAUAAGCAUUGG